This is a messenger RNA of Pseudoliparis swirei, 1561 nucleotides long. Its product is annotated as gap junction beta-3 protein-like. Gene Ontology annotation, cellular component: connexin complex. The record is from RefSeq and is a predicted model, not a curated record. The coding region runs from base 143 to 874 and encodes 243 amino acids. Lineage: Eukaryota; Metazoa; Chordata; Actinopteri; Perciformes; Liparidae. The transcript has 2 exons. Gene Ontology annotation, biological process: cell communication.
UUGAGGACGGUUAGUAACCGAAAGCCGCUGCAAGGAGAGAGAGGGUUUGCCUUUCUGAACGCGUUCUCCGUCCGGACGCAAUGGAUUGAGUGCUUUUUCUCAAGUUUCUAAAAUCUACUAAAAGCCGACCGAAGCUGACCUCAUGGAUUGGAAGUUCCUCCAGGAUCUCCUUAGCGGAGUCAACAAGUACUCCACCGCCUUCGGCCGCAUCUGGCUGUCGGUGGUCUUCGUCUUCCGGGUGCUGGUCUACGUGGUGGCCGCCGAGCGGGUCUGGAGCGACGACCAGGGCCAGUUCGACUGCAACACCCGGCAGCCGGGUUGCACCAACAUCUGCUACGACUACUUCUUCCCCAUCUCCCACAUCCGCCUCUGGGCCCUGCAGCUCAUCUUCGUCACCUGCCCGUCCUUCAUGGUGGUGCUGCACGUGGCCUACCGGGAGGAGCGCGAGCGCAAGUACCGGGCCAAGCACGGCGACGACACGCGGCUGUACGACAACCCGGGCCAGAAGCGCGGCGGCCUGUGGUGGACUUAUCUGCUGAGCCUCUUGAUCAAGACCACCUUCGAGAUCACCUUCCUCUACUUGCUGCACUACAUCUACGACAGCUUCCGGCUGCCCAGGAAGGUGCAGUGCGAUGUCAAGCCCUGUCCCAAUAUGGUGGACUGCUACAUAUCCCGGCCCACCGAGAAGACGGUGUUCACCUACUUCAUGGUGGGCGCGUCCGUCCUGUGCGUGGUGCUCAACAUCUGCGAGUUCUUCUAUCUGGUCGCCGUACGGGUGGCGAAACUCAAACACAGAGGCAGCACCAAGACCUCGUCGAGGUGGGUCCACCCGAACGCGAACCACGACGGCGGCAAGUCCUCUCUGGCGUCAUGAUAGGCAAUCAAUAUUUGUUCUUAAGCCUCGAAUUGAUUUACAAUAUUGGGGUUAUUUUCCCAUUGAAGGGAUUGCCAUUAAAAAAAGUAAUUUUAUGUAUAAUUUCUCUCUAAAUAUGUUGCUUUUUUCCGUUAAAAAAACAAUCCUAUGCUCUGUAGUAAUAUUUAAUUUUAUUUUUAUUUUUCACGCAAGUGUAAUAAGAAUUUCAGCCUGCAAAAGAAAGCAGAAUGAUUUGAAGUAAUUGGUCUAAAGAUUGCUUUUAUUUGUGUCCAUGACAAUAACCCAAAAAAACGGACAUUGUUUGUUUCUUGUCUUCCCUUAAAAAAUAAAAAAGGAUUGUAAAAGUACUGAAAAUAUGUUCAACUAUCCAUAAUAAUAACCGCAGCAUGGAUAAGAUAUGCCUUCUCCUCCCUUUAAUGGCGCUAUUUCUCCACCUGGUGGCACUGCAGGCUCACUACACGUCAUGUGGAGGGUGUGUGAGUCUGUUGUGUGUGUGUGUGUGUGUGUGUGUGUGUGUGCUGCUAAGAUCAUUCUGCAUGCAAGUAUAGUUCCUACAAUAUAUAUUUUCGAUGAUUCUCUUUUAUCUGGUCAUCAGAUUUUUUUUCAGGCUUUGAUUGACACUGAAACAUAAAACAGGUAAAUGUCAAUAACAUGAAAAAGAACAAAAUAAAAUAAAUAUGAAUAUGA